GGAUCAAAGAGAGUGUGUGCUGGACCCCUCCUCCAGAGGUCCACCCCAACAAGACCUGCGAGUACCAGGCUCUGUGCAGCCGCUUCAAGGACCUGCUCACCUUACCAGACGGCUACUUCAACGAGGACUCCAAGUGCAACCUGUGCUACUGCGAGUCCUGCCACAAGCUGCGGGGCGACGAGGCCUAUUACAAGAGAGGAGAGCCGCCGCGCGACUACGCCCUGCCCUUCGGAUGGUGCCGCUUCGCCCUCAGGUGAGACGAGCUGCCCCCGACGUUCACCCACCAUCGCAGAGCUCUGUAACCGUUCUUUAAGACGAGUGACAGGAGAGCGAGGUGCAGACGAGCAGGAGUUGUUUUCCUCCUCGUGAAACAGGCUGCAGCUUUGCUUUUUGAUGUGUAGAGACGUCUCUAACUGACUGCUCCAGAUUCUACGACUUUUUGAAAUAAACAAGGUUCCUUUAAAAGA
Messenger RNA from Austrofundulus limnaeus, 467 nucleotides. Its product is annotated as neuralized-like protein 4. NCBI's taxonomy places the organism in Eukaryota, Metazoa, Chordata, Actinopteri, Cyprinodontiformes, Rivulidae. The record is from RefSeq and is a predicted model, not a curated record.